Molecule: messenger RNA, 1989 nt
Organism: Lichtheimia ornata
Lineage: Eukaryota; Fungi; Mucoromycota; Mucoromycetes; Mucorales; Lichtheimiaceae
Exons: 4
Coding region: 1-1989 (662 amino acids)
Cellular component (GO): actin cortical patch
Molecular function (GO): phosphatidate phosphatase activity
Source: RefSeq, a predicted model, not a curated record
AUGCAAACGCUUCAUCCAUACGCGCCGACUUUGUCACCGCCAACAACGGCUCCACGCCCUCUGCUCGAUAACGAAUGCAAUGACAUGAUGGAUUCACCUACCACCACAACGAGUAGUACGAGUAUGCCAUCAUCUGCAGCCACGAGACUUUCCGGUGGAAUUCAAUCAGGAGACCGUGAAUGUGUUUUAUUCCCCACCUAUGCCAUGCGAAACCCACAAGACUCAUCAGAAUGGCUCAUUCGUACCAAGGGCUGGGCAUUAUCACACAACAUUUCACCUGCCAAACAACGUAUUGCAAUGGGUGUCACGAAAAGCUUUGUGGGUUCAGCUGAUCGACCCUCAACAGCCUUAUUUGAGCAGCGGUUCAAGUACUUUUUGGCCAAAAACAAAGGCAACAAACAAUUCGUCAUAAACGCUGUCGGCACAACAAGUGUUUUUGAUUCUCGUCGACCUGCUGUUACGACCACCAACAAUGCUACUACUUUUAACAGCUCAUCUACUGCACUUACUGAAACCACUGAAACUACUGCCGUUGCCGAUUGGAAUGAUGAAGAUGAUGAUGAUGAGCAAGUAGCAGUGGCUGCAUCCAAGAUUGAGCCAUUCUUUGUUAGCGGCACAUCACGUCGCAGCUCAGCUGGUUCCAAUGACUCUGGUUUCCAAUCAGCUUCAGAUGAAACAACAAUCGCUAGCAAACAAGAUUACCACCACUAUGAGCAUCAUUUUCCAGACAUUGAUCCCUUCUUGGCAUCACGUCCUGGUAAUCCACUAUCAACAAUUUUGGAUGGUGGCCGUUCCAAAUCUUUUUCACCUUAUGCCGACAACAAUAACAACAUUGCAUCAGAGUACCAAUCACACACUAUUUCCUCCCCACAAAACACCGACCUUGAUCUACUUGACAACUAUUUACACAAUCAGCUGACUACUACCUCGAUUGAAUCCGCCUCCGAUUGUGACAACACGUCUUCGUCCUCAUGCACAUCCUUGCCCAUGACCACAUACAGCGUCCAGUUGCAUAGCGAUAGCAAUGGCAUUGUUGAUGGUCAUUUUAUCAUUCCUCAUUCUCAAGUCUUAUCAUGGGCCAAUGAACAACAUCAUUGUGAUGCACGCAUUUUGCACUUGCAAUCGCUUGCAAACACAUUCCUACCAUCCUAUGGCACCGUUUCCCUUGUCGAGCCAUCGGGUAUCUCGAUCAUCUCUGACAUUGAUGAUACCAUCAAAGAUACGCAGAUCCUUGCAGGUGCUAAAACGGUAUUAGCCAACACGUUCUUUAAGCAUUGCAGAGAUGUCCCUGGUAUGGCUGAAGCCUAUAUGCGAUGGUAUACCCAAGGUGCUUCAUUCCAUUACGUAUCCAAUAGCCCCUUUCAGCUUAUGCCAAUGCUACAAAACUUUUUACAAUCUUGUGAAUUCCCAUCGGGUAGCAUGCAUUUGCGCGAGGAAGGAAGUUUAUUGGCAAGGCUUGUUGAAGUUCCUGGCAAGGCCAAACGUGAUGCGAUUAGUCAAAUCAUCCGAGAUUUUCCACAACGCAAGUUUGUUCUCAUUGGGGAUUCGGGUGAGAUUGAUUUGGAAAUCUAUGCACGUCUUGCUUCGGAAUUCCCUGGUCGUAUCCUCAAAAUCAUGAUCCGUGAUGUCUCAACAACACCCUCUUCUUCCCCCACUCCCGAAGAUGGAGCAAAAAAGCAAAAUGGCAAUGGCCUUCUUCGUCGCAACAGCACAACAUUGGCAUCGUUAUUUUCCCGAAAACAGCAAACAUCAGCAUCUUCAAAUGAACCACGUUUAGCCAAAGUGGUCAAUUCCAUCACGCCCCUCCAAGCACGACUUCUCAAAGCAAAAAGGCAAUGCCCUGAUGUCGAUAUUGUUCUGUUUCAAGAUGCACAAACGCUCAAGGAUGAUACCGAUAUUCGUGAUGCUCUUUGGCAAUCAUGGGAUGAUCAGGCAUCUGCAUCAUCUGCAUCAUCCUCUUCAUACUCAUCAUCAUCAUCAUCAUCAUGA